Messenger RNA from Setaria italica (foxtail millet), 2229 nucleotides. Its product is annotated as cell wall protein RBR3. NCBI's taxonomy places the organism in Eukaryota, Viridiplantae, Streptophyta, Magnoliopsida, Poales, Poaceae. The transcript has 5 exons. The record is from RefSeq and is a predicted model, not a curated record. Bases 25 to 1827 code for a protein of 600 amino acids.
AUUGCUUGGAUCGUCCAAGCUGCCAUGUCUUCGGAGGAAGGAGCAAAACUAGAGGGAAGGGCACCUAGGAGGCGUCGUGGCAGCCCAGGCCAAAGUGGUGUGUCCAUGACGGUGGUGUACUACCUGUGCCGCAGUGGACGGCACCUGGAGCACCCACACCUGAUGGAGAUGCGCCUCCCCUCCCCAAACGAAGCACUCUACCUCAGGGAUGUGAUCUGCCGGCUGGACGCGCUGCGAGGGAAGGGCAUGGCUGCCAUGUAUUCCUGGUCCUGCAAAAGAAGGUACAAAACCGGAUUCGUAUGGCAUGAUGUGCUGGAGGAUGAUAUGUUGCUCCCCACACAGGGCAGCGAGUAUGUCCUCAAGGGCUCCCUCUUGCUCCCCCACCACUCAUCACCACCUGCGCUUGUAGCUGCACCACCACCUGCAGAUCAUGACCACACGAAUGUCGGCACAACCAUUAUCCAAAAGGUCCAAUGCGUCAAGCCAACUCCUGAUGAAGAGGCACCAACUCAUUCCAGGGAAGGCUGGACUACUAAUUCAUCAUUGUCAUCUCCUCCCACGAUCGAGGUUGAUGUUGAGGUUGAAGCACCACCUCCACCUCUGCACCAAGAGCCACAGCCAGAGCUGUCGUCAAUAUCACCAUCAUCUUCUUGCACCACUGGGGAUAGGGAUGAGGAGGCAGCAUCAGCACGUUCAAGCUCUUCAGGCAGCCCCGCCUCUCCUACUAAGCCAACAAGAGGAUCAGCAGGAAGCGCACCUUCUACUUCAGGUAGCACAAGUUCUCCGACUCCUCCACCUAGCCUCAUGCUUUACAACAAGCAGCAAGUGUCCAUAAUCACAGCACAAGGCGAAGCAACACAAACCCAAGGAACAUCAACAGGGAGAGACCUUCACAAGAAGGAUACUGGUUGUAGUACCGGUAGCAUACUGAUCAAGGCAACUGUGCCUGCCGAUGAUAAGCAAGCAGGACGGACAAGAUCUUUCUCCUCCAGCACCAGCAGGAGUGGGACCUUGGAGUCCCUCAUAAGGGCCGAGGCUCUUGGCAGAAGAGGUGCCACUGCUAAGAGGAUCCUGGAAGAGGAUGAUGAUGAUGACAAAGAAGCAGUGCAGUCACAAGGCACAAAGCUGAACCCUGCCAACCUGCUGAUGCGGCUCAUGGCUUGUGGGUCGACGAUGUCUGCAAGGCAGCAUCUCCCUGCCUGUGGCCUCAUGCGAUCAACGCACAAGCCCCAGUACUUGAGCCAACAUGUUGAGCUGCUGCCAUCAUCUCCAGUGUUGUCUCCCCUUGGCGCGCUCAUCAUGCAUCCUGUAACUGCUGCUGGAGUUGGAGUAAUUUCAGACUCAGGAGACUGCAGCAACUGCAGUGGGAGCAUGCUCCAAACUGCAGUCAAGGGAUGCGAGUCAGGCAAAGUGAUGUCAACAAAUAUUAAGCACUCCUCAUCUUAUGACCAAUACUGUGUUUCUGAGAAAGAAGCCUCCGUAGGGAAUUUGGAUAAUUUGGAGGGCAGAAGCAAAAUUAUCUCACAAACAAUCAAAAUGGCACCAUGUCAGCAACCCAAAAGUGGGACAUUGGUAACCAUAACCACAGAUGUCAGACAUAACAAUGGUGAACAAGGAUGUAGCAAUGAAGCUUCAUCCAAGACUUUGUCAAGAAGUGCGAGCAAAAGAAUGACCGAUCCAUCACCACGAUCUACAAGAGUAGUAACAUUUCAUGAUGAAAAAGAGAAAGCGGUUAAGAUUGAAGAAAGGCUUGCUUCUGGAGCUCGUGUCAUAAUCCAGUGUACGCCCUUACUCAAAGAAACUUAUGCCAGUGCUAAAGCAAUGUAACAGAGGCCGUUUCCAUCUUGUUUGCCCCCUCUACCCUUUUUCUUUCUUGAUAGUUCAAUGUUAUUGGCAGCAGCUGAAAGUGUGCGGUUCUAUCAGAUUUCUCAUCAGGGUAAUAAUUAGCAGAUGGGUUUCUGUACCUUUCAGGGUAGUUACCAUUGUAAUAAAUGUCCAUUGUCUGUCACCAUAACACUGUACUCUCAUUUCGGUAAAGAUGUUUACACAGACACCACAGUUAGCAUUCUUUCAGUUUUCUCUUAUUUAUCCUUCUGCUUCUGUAAGAUUUCCCUCGUAGAGUCCCUUCUCCAAAGCAGUUGUUGGUGGCUGCUAGGAGUUUGACAGGGAAAAGGGUGAAAUAAACAGCACAUCGCUGAGUAAAUUCAUGCCCUGGACAUGAUUACUGCC